GGAAAUGUGGGUGUGGCGUCGUUACCGGGGGUGGCCCUGCCCCUGCUCCACGGUUUGUGCUUUCCGGAGGUGCGUUCAUCGACCAGGGAAAGUCACCAAAUUCACAGCUGCAGCUCGCAACACCCGUCUGAGCAACAACUGAGAAGAAUUAAGGGCUCUACGUGACUGAGACUAUACAGUUUAGCACGCACAAGCGCGCUACCUGGCCACUGCAUUUUUGACGCUCGCGACAUGGAGUAGCCGUCUCUUCUUACUGUAAAAAAACGUUUGUAUUUUUAUCUCAAUUGUCCGAGUGUCCACUCUGCUGAGGAGACAGACAGACAUGGCACACGUCGGUAACGGAGCCGGUAACGAAGAUGAGGACUGCUUUGAAGAUGCCUUUGAUCGGAUACCUGUGGCGUCCCAGAUGGACCUUCACAGUUCCAUAGAGGAGGUGCGUGUGGCGCUGCACCUGGUCCUCAACAACAAGUUUUCAGAAGCCCUGGUCCUGCUCAAACCCUGGUGGAAGGACAGCAUGUACCAUGCUCUGGGGUACAGCAGCAUACUGGUCAUGCAGGCUGCUAUGACCUUCGAGCACAGAGACAUCCAGGCUGCCAUGGCAACCAUCAAAGAGGCCUUGCAAACCUGCCAGAGGUUCAGGAAGAAGAAUUCUAUGGUGGAGUCUUUAUCCAACCUGGUGAGCAAACAGUCCAGCAACAGCCUGAGAGAAGAGGAGAUGCAUGCUGAGAUCUGCUAUGCUGAGUGCCUUCUGCAGAAAGCUACGCUCACAUUCAUACAGGAUGAAAACAUGAUCAGUUUCAUCAAAGGAGGGCUAAAGGUCCGGACCAGCUACCAGAUUUACAAGGAGUGUCAGAACUACCUUGCGGCCAGUCAGGAGCUGGGAGCCAACACUGAUUCGUUCACACAGUUUGAGGGUGGAGUCAAACUGGGCAUCGGAUCUUUCAAUCUUAUGUUGUCUCUUCUUCCUCAGAGGAUUCUCCGGUUGCUGGAGUUCAUCGGCUUCUCUGGAAACAGAAGCUUCGGCCUGGCCCAGCUGUCUGAAGGAGCAAACAGCCACAGUCUGAGAGCCAUCCUCUGUGUUCUCACCCUGCUGUUCUACCACACCUACGUCACCCUCAUUCUGGGGUCAGGAGAAGGGAACUUAGUGGAGGCUGAGGCUCUGCUGGAGCCAUACCUGGAUAGGUAUCCUAACGGUUCGAUCAUCCUGUUCUACUCUGCUCGCAUCGCUGUGCUCAGGGGGAACUUUGAAAAGGGACAGGCCAAGCUGCAGGAGUGCAUCCAGUCCCAGCAGCAGUGGAGGCAGAUCCACCACCUGUGCUACUGGGAGCUGAUGUGGGCCUACUCCUACCAGCAGGACUGGCUGGAGGCCUACCGCUACGUUGACCUGCUUUGCAAGGAGAGCCGCUGGUCCAAGGCUAUCUACAUGUACCAGAAAGCUGCUAUCCUCAGCAUGCUUCCUGAAGAGGAGGUACAGAAGACUGGAGAGAAUGUUGUGGAACUCUUCAGACAGGUGGAGGGUCUGAAACAGCGGCUAGCUGGGAAGUCCAUCCCCACUGAGAAGUUUGCUAUCAGGAAGUCCCGCCGCUACAACUCCUCGAGCCCUGUCAAACUGGUGGUGCCAGCACUGGAGAUGAUGUAUGUGUGGAAUGGUUUCUCCAUCUUGGGGAAGAGAGCUGAUGCCUCAGAGAGUUUUCUCAUCACCAUAGAAACGGCCGAGCAACAGCUACAAGAUGACCCUAGUCCUUCAGAGUACCUCCCAGAUGACCAGUGUCUGCUGCAGAUGCUGAAGGGGCUGUGUCUUAAACACCUGGGCAGACUGCUGCAGGCCGAGCUCUGCUUCACUCAGGUGCUCUCCAGUGAGCGUCGCAUCAGGUAUGAUCACUACCUGGUGCCCUUCUCCCUGUAUGAGCUGGGUCUGCUCUACAAGCUGCAGGGAGACUUCCCCAAAGCCCAGCGCUUCAUCGAGAACGCUAAGCUCAACUACAAGGAUUACUCCAUGGAGUCACGCCUGCACUUCCGGAUCCACGCUGCCCUCAACAGCCUCAAAGGAUCUCCCAUCAGCACCCCCUGAGAUCCACCACAGCACCACAGAACAAGACCUGGACUCAUACACAACCACUACAGGCUACCACAGAAGAAAACCUCAUUCCCAUAUAAACCAUUGAAGGCUACCACAGAAGAAGACCUGUAUUCAUACAAAACCUGUGGACGUUACUGCAGAAGAAGACUUCUAUUCAUAAAACCCAUGGGGAGGUUUACCACAGAAGAAGACCUCCACAAACAACAUGAAGCCUCUGGUGUAUUUUAGCCUUUGGUAUCAAACACUGAAUACUCAGCCUUGUCACCAACAGUGGCUUAGACACUUAAACACAUGCACACACACACCAGACACUCUCUUGCUACCAUAUGUGCAGCAUCCAAUCGUCAGCAUUUACUGAACCACUGAUAUAUAAGCAAUACAUUCUCCGUAACCAACACCUGUCCUUCACUCUCCCUGACGUUUGUCUAGGUCACUCUGCCCCUGGGUCUAUGGCAGAGGGUUACACACCAAACCUGGCAACCACACUCCUUGGUGUUUGUCUAGGCCCAGAGGAGCAGGUGAUGUGUGUGUUGUUAUGAAUGAGACCGUUUUUAACGUAAUGGCCUGUUCUGUCUGACGGUACUCCAUAGCAUCCCCUGCUGGUGUAGAGGCAGCAUGGCACUUGACCCUGGUGGCUGUUCUCACCACAGUCUGUCUCCUCAACACUACAGGUCCCAGGUAGAGGGUUAUACAAUCCAACCUGGCAACGGCAGUCUAUCUUCUUUUGGACCAAUCAUAGGUUACAUGUUAAUGUACAUACUGCCUGUGGCCUAGUUAGGCCUUCAUUGCUUCAUGGUUAGAGAGCUCAAAAUGACAAUGCAAUAAUGUGUGCUUGUAAAUGUUUGUACGUGUGCUUGUGUAUGUAGCCUAUGUAUGGGAGUGUGAGUGUAAGUACGUGUGUGUGAAUGUGUGUGUCAAGGGUGAGUGAUGGUGUGUGUGUGUGUGUGUGUGUGUGUGUGUGUGUGUGUGUGUGUGCACGGUACCUCCAGCCUCCAGGACGUGUUAGUGAAGCAGCAAAGUCAGAGUAGAUGAACCCAGCUGUACAAAGGGGUAAUAUACACUCCAUGCAGAAACCAACCAGUUGCCUUGCUCUGUGUGUGUGUUACGUGUGUGUGUGUGUUACAUGCGUGGGUGUGUGUAUCUUGUCUUGAGCUGAGAUGUGGGUUGUGCAAUCACCAGGACUGGGGUAACUCCCCCCUUGUCCAGAGUCUAAACACACACAUAGCCUAUAUUUAUCUGAGAACACUGCUCUCCUUCCUUCUGUCAGUCACAAUACGUUUAAGACCCACUUGUAGAAAAGUGAAGAGUUCUGGAACCAGCUUGUAGAACAGUCAGCUUUAAUGAAGGUGUGUACUUGUUAAGGGGUUAAGCCAUAGGAACUACAAGCUAACUACCGUCGACACCUAGCUAGCUGAAUGGAGAUACAUUAUUUGCAGGACAUUCACUGCAUCUAAUUAUAGUAAUAAUAAAGGUGUUCUAUAUCUCCAUCCAGUUAGAGUUAGAUCAAACGCACAAAACCAUAAACCAGCAGCGAGGAUGAGGAGGCAGGCGUGUAUGUGAUGGAUGACCAGUGUUUGUGACUGCUCGUUUAGACGCUACAGAGGAAGCUGUCAUCCAUGGGCUCUAACUAUAUAAAGUCUGUAUACAGGACUCGAUGUGUUCUCUAACUAUAUAUUGUCUCUAUACAGGACUCAAUGUGUUCUCUCGGUGUGACUGGCGAUAGCAAUAAACACAUGAGAUAAAUA
Molecule: messenger RNA, 3825 nt
Organism: Hypomesus transpacificus
Lineage: Eukaryota; Metazoa; Chordata; Actinopteri; Osmeriformes; Osmeridae
Product: tetratricopeptide repeat protein 39B
Exons: 19
Coding region: 323-2071 (582 amino acids)
Molecular function (GO): protein binding
Source: RefSeq, a predicted model, not a curated record